This is a messenger RNA of Coccidioides posadasii C735 delta SOWgp, 1101 nucleotides long. RefSeq lists its product as uncharacterized. Gene Ontology annotation, molecular function: protein binding. Gene Ontology annotation, biological process: protein folding in endoplasmic reticulum. Gene Ontology annotation, cellular component: EMC complex. The record is from RefSeq and is a predicted model, not a curated record. Lineage: Eukaryota; Fungi; Ascomycota; Eurotiomycetes; Onygenales; Onygenaceae.
GAAGGCUAAACACCAGUGCAAGCAUGGACUUUACUCCAGCCCAUUCACAGAUGAAAUUGAGGUCAUCCCAUAUCCACAGUUUGUUGGACCUUUCCCAGCAAGCUCCGGCUAUCCUUAGAAAUCCCCCCGGUUCUCACCUGUUUCCUCUAACCCUUUUUUCAAAACCGGAGACUCCGGAGCUCUGGGCGAACUAUGAGAAUCUCCUGGUGGCCUGCUUGGCGACAAAAGACGAUAAAUGCGCUUUGGAUUGCUUACAGCGCAUGACGACCCGAUUCGGACCGGCGAACGAACGCGUGAUGGGACUACGGGGACUCUAUGAGGAGGCCCUUGCCGAGAACGAAGCGGCUCUGGAGAGCAUAUUGAGGGGUUAUGAUCUUGUGCUGAAAGAUAAUCCUGUAAAUGUGCCUAUAUUGAAGCGUCGUGUCGCGCUUUUGCGCUCUAUGGCACGUAAUACCGAUGCAAUUUCUGCUCUCGUCGAGUUCCUCGAUGCGUUCCCCACAGACGCUGACGCUUGGUGCGAGCUUUCAAGCCUCUACGAAUGUCAAGGGUUACACGCUCAGGCUAUUUUUUGCCUUGAAGAGGCCCUUCUUGUUGUUCCAAAUGCAUGGAAUCUACAUGCGAGACUAGGUGAGAUGUUGUACAAAUCAACAGUUUUAUCAAGCAAUACAGAAGCAGCCCUUAGGGUUUUAGCUGAGUCUGUUAAACGCUUUUGUCGAAGUAUUGAACUUUGUGAUGGCUAUGUCAGGGGGUAUAUUGGCCUACAGCUGAGUUCAAAACGCCUUUUGGAGUUGAUAGAUGUGAAAUCAGAAGGCAAGGAGAGUGAUCUUCCUCCAGUGGAUGUUGUCCACAAACUUCAUCAGUUAGCAACACACAAAUUGCAACAUGUUGAAGUUUAGCAUGCAAAAUAAUGAAUUACAUUUAGAAUAUGCUUUUGGUUGCUGGAAAUUAUGAUGAUAAAUUCAUAAUUGGAUAUUAACUUACCCUAAAUAGCUUGGAGAAGUUCACUACAAGCACACUCCUGCAAUGAGCUUAUGAGCCUGUGCUCAAUUGAGGUUUGAAAAUUUGUGAGCGCUCUGCGGUCAUGUCAUCAGGUGGUUAUAC